AUGCUGUCGCUGCGACGCGCUCGAGCGGCGCUACGGCGGCCAGGCCAAUGCGCGCGCGCAUCCAAGGCGCCGACCUGCUUCGCCUCCGUCUUGCGCAGCUCUGGAGCCUUGUUGCACUCUUCACCGCCGCGUAGUGGCCUCGAUAUUCCACUUUAUCCGAGCGCAACCCGGGAGUUUAGCACGCUAUUGGGCAACGGCGCUGCGCCGCGGCGGUCGGCGCCCGUUGCCGCGUCCGAUCCCGUCAUCUCGUUGCCACCGACGUACGAGCUGCUGCCGGACGACGUCCACUGCUUCGUGGGGCUCAACGGCAGCGGGAAGACCCGUUUCCUGGCCAAGCUGCAGCAGCACGUCGAGACCCAGCAGCAGCGAGGGGAACUGCCGGCCUCCUGCCGCCUCGCGAGCCUCAGCCUCGACGCCCACCGCGAGUUCGUGGCGGAGAACGGCCACCGAGUGGUGGCGGACGUGCUGGGCGGCAUCGGGUCGCCCACUGCCCGGGACCUGAUCGUGCGGCUCGGACUGUUCCCCGUCUGGGAGCAGCGCGUGCGUCACCUGUCGACGGGAGAAAUGCGGAAGCUGCUGCUGGCGGUGGCGCUGCUGGAGACGCCGAGAGCCACGGUGCUGAUUCUGGAUCAGCCGUUUGACGGGCUGGACGUGAAGGCGAGGAGACAGCUGCAGUGGAUGCUGGGGCAGUUGACGAGGGGCUUCACGCGGCUGCUGGUGGAGACGACGGGUGCUAAACACGAGGCGUUCGCGUACAAGACGCAGGUGCUGCUGGUCGCAAACAGGUUGGAGCAGGUCUUCCCGGAGAUCUUCUCGCACACGGUCUUGUUGAAGCAGGGUGAAGAUGAACAGGGUGAGCAGGACACAGUGGAAGUGGUGGCGUGGCCGGAGGACAAGGAAGACGACGUGCGCAACAAGGCUAUGAUGAAGCGUUUGGAAGAAUUUUACGGUGAAGAGCACGAGAAGCGCUUGAAGAUGACGGAUACGGAACUGGUGUCGCUCGUCGAGCAACUAUUUGACUGUAAGGAUGAAGCUGAGACUGGCUCCACAGAGACACCUGCCGUCCAGCUUAAUGGCGUUUCGAUCUCGUACGACCAGAAGCGUAUCCUGCUGGAUAAUGUGGAUUUCGCGCGGAAGACCCACGAACAUUGGGUUUUGCUGGGACCGAACGGGUCCGGCAAAAGCUCUCUCAUGCGAGUGCUAAUGCAGACCCCGGGCCAUGGGCUAACUGAGGGCGAGGUGGUGGUCGUUGGAGAGCCGGUGCGCCCUUCGAGCGCAGUCCCAUCCAACGAGGAUUCGACUGCCUCCUCGAAGCCGAGAAGGGAAGCCAUCUCGACUGAUCAGCACAUUCAGCUUCUACACAAAAGUUUGCAGCGCGAUGGAGCCGCAGAAGACCAAACUGCCUUCAGCCUCAUUGCGAGCAACGCUGAAAGCCCAGAAACGGCCAAGCUCGCCAAGAGUUUAUUGGCGCUGCCCGACGCCAUCGAGACGCGUAGUCUGUCUGAGCUGUCGCAGGGCGAGCAGAAGCUUGUGCUGAUUGCUCGGGCUCUGGCUGCACGCCCGAAGCUGCUGAUCUUGGACGAGAUCACGCAUGGUCUGGACCCGUUCAACCGCGCUCACGUGCUGCGAGUGAUUGAAGCCAUUGGGCAGCACGCAGCUCAGCAGACGCACAUGGUGCUGAUCACACACCACGAGGACGAGAUCACUCCGUGCUUCUCCAGCAUAUUUGAAAUUAAAGACAAGCAGCUCGUCGAGCGCCCCCGCCAGCACUCGGAGGAACAGACCGCUUAG
Molecule: messenger RNA, 1791 nt
Organism: Phytophthora sojae
Lineage: Eukaryota; Oomycota; Peronosporomycetes; Peronosporales; Peronosporaceae
Exons: 1
Coding region: 1-1791 (596 amino acids)
Molecular function (GO): ATP binding; ATP hydrolysis activity
Source: RefSeq, a predicted model, not a curated record